Molecule: messenger RNA, 3277 nt
Organism: Dothidotthia symphoricarpi CBS 119687
Lineage: Eukaryota; Fungi; Ascomycota; Dothideomycetes; Pleosporales; Dothidotthiaceae
Exons: 1
Coding region: 194-3019 (941 amino acids)
Biological process (GO): protein K48-linked deubiquitination
Cellular component (GO): cell periphery; cytosol
Molecular function (GO): cysteine-type deubiquitinase activity; K48-linked deubiquitinase activity; cysteine-type carboxypeptidase activity
Source: RefSeq, a predicted model, not a curated record
GCCAUGCCCUGGCCGCGUAUACAUCUUACCAACAUUUCGCCCCGCUCUGAGCUCUUCUUCUUCUUUCCCCAUCACUAGUUCUGUUACUUAGUUCAAAGAACUUCGCACGUCCAAGAGUAAGCUCCACAUCUUCCAGUGGACGGGGCUUCUCAACACCUCAACGCUCCGCCAACAUCUAUAACACCACCCCACGAUGACUAUUCGAAGUCAAACACCACAGGCUGGCCUCGUGCCCGCGCCGCUUUCAAAAUCAAACCCUCCCUAUCCAUUAACACCCGCUGAGGAGCAUCUACCCACCAUUCCUUCGACUUCCGGGAACAAUGCCCACGCGCCAAACCACAACCCAUCUCCAGCGUUCAACUUCAUAACACCGGAGGAAGCCAACGGCCCAAAGGAUACACGCGAUGACGUGUCAGAUUACAGUGACGACGAAGACUGGGACAGGUCUGACGACGACGACGAUUUCGAAGAUAUCGACCACAAGUACGUACCUGAUGCGCUAAAGCCGGCAAAAGGCAAGUCGCCCCAGGAUGUUACCACCACGAAUAGCACAAACAGAUCGAGCGGUAUUCCAGAUGCUUUGAGGGCCGGGCCACCUGCAGGAGUGCCUAUUAAAAAGUCAUUCGAAUCGAUGUCGUCGAUGCCUGCAGGGGCUAAUGCUGCGUCAUGGGGCAGCGUGAGUAACAUCUCGGAACUAUCAAACGGUUCGGUGCCGCUGCAGACAAACAACCCAUAUCUCAAGAUGCAGGCGACUGGGCAGAGCAAUUUCGGUGCCGACAACAGUCAAUCUGUAUGGGGAGAAAGCAGCCAGCAAGCUUGGGGAGGGUCGCAGGCACACCCUCAAGUGCGCAAUGACCCAGUGGAGCUACCUGCUCAUGACUUCGCCAAGUUGAAGCUGGACAGCCAUGCGCCUUUGCAAUCAAAUUUGAAAUCCUCCGGUCUCCCACCAACCAUUGCCGUAGAGUCAGCGACCCCACAACACGAACAUUUCGGACAAAACUCGACUGUCUCUGAUCCCUGGAACCAACCGACGAGUGCCCCAUCGGCGGAAUCUACUCAAACAAGCCAUGUACCCGUUCAACACAGUCAACCGACUGACCAGAAUGUAUGGCAGGAUCAGCAACACUGGGGAACGGGCGGGCAGGAAGCAAAGCAGCUGCAAGAAUUGAACGCUGCGCAAGAAGUUGUAGCCAAGGCAGAACAGCAACAGGAGCGAGAAUAUGUGCCAUCCCACGUUCAUGAACAAGCACCUCCGUAUACUGCCCCGCAGUCACCUUCACCGCACACAGGUGACCAACCUCCAACUCUGCCACCGCGGAGGUCGCAUGAGGAUCAACAACUACCUUCACUUGAGACUGGCGUCGUCGGCGCUGCCUCCAACUCUGUUCCGGAAUCACCCACUACGGCUAUGAACAGACAGAGAAAGGAGAAUUAUCAGAUCAAGCAAAUCCGAUGGCACGACGUUAAUAAACAAGGCAUCCGGACUUCGCCAAUCCUUACCCAAAAUCUCAACGGUCCCUGCCCACUGCUUGCUCUAGUCAACGCACUUGUGCUCUCAACCCCGUCUGGCGUUGAGACCGCAUUAACUGAAACGCUACGUACGCGAGAAACAGUCAGCCUGGGCUUGCUACUUGACGCUGUUUUCGAUGAGCUCAUGUCAGGGCGACGAGGCGAAGCAGCGCAAGGGUUGCCAGACGUCAGUGAUCUCUACAAAUUCCUCCUUGCUCUACACACAGGCCUCAACGUAAACCCUCUGUUUGUGCCUGAAACAGAUGGUUCCCCUGAUAAUACCGCGCUUACCAACCGGUCGACCGGUCAAGGCGGGGGCUUCGAGAACACGCAUGAUAUGAGAUUGUACCGAACCUUCGACAUCCCCCUGAUGCAUGGAUGGCUGCCUGAAGCAGGAUCCGAGGCAUACAGCGCAUUUGACCGAGUAGCCAAGUCGUAUGAGACUUCGCAGUAUGUGCAGUUCCAGGAAGAAGAGCUCGACGCGAAGCUGCAGUCUGGUGAACCUUUGACUGCCAGCGAACAACAGAUGUUCACGGACAUUCAUGCCAUCAAGGAAUUCCUUGAUCGAUGGCCGACUCAGCUAACAGACUAUGGGCUGAAGGUUAUGCGAGAUGGUAUCCAGCCGGGCCAAGUCGCGAUCUUGUUCAGAAAUGACCACUUCUCGACGGUUUUCAAGGAUCCCCGCACAAACCACCUCGUCACACUUGUGACAGAUCAAGGUUAUUCUAGCCACGACGAGAUUGUAUGGGAGUCGCUCGUUGAUGUUAAUGGCCAAGGAAGUGAGCUCUACUCAGGCGACUUCCGCCCGGUUGGCAACAGCGCUGCACCUCCCCAGCCCCAAGAGCGACAGCAAAUCGAGAACGUACUGCACGUCGACGACAAUCAAGACUGGACGACCGUUCAGUCUCGUCGCGGGAACCAGCAACAGACGUCCUCGACUCCCAACGCCAAUCUACAAAACUCCGAAUUGCCUUCGCCAAUGGAGCGUAGCCGGGCUGAGCAAGAGGACCACGAUUUGGCCUUGGCGCUUCAACUUCAAGAGGAGGAAGAUGAGUCGCGAAGACGCGAUACAGAACAACGCCAACGCGAAAACCAGCUUUCCGAAAACGCUAUCGCAGAGCAAUCUCAAGCUCGACCUGGCAACCGUCGCACUUCUCGAGGGGAGGCUCCGCCUGUGAUCCCACCACGACGUAACAACCAAACAACAUUCCGCCCUAGCAAUGAACCUGCACCGCCCCCAACAUACGAGGAAGCCUCGACGAUCCCGCAGUAUCACCCCCCGCAGGGCCAUCCCGCGAAUCCUGCCGCACCGUUGACGCCGCAGGGUAGUGCAUACCAAAGCAACAGCAUGCCGUCUUCAGGACGAAGGCAUUCUGGACGUCCACAGGCAGUUCCGAAUACAUCGCCAGGUCGAAUAGGCAGACGUCACAGUGGAGGGCCCGGACAGAUUGGGAACGGAAAUGGAAACGGAAAUGGACAUGAAGAGAGAGACAAGUGCGUUGUCAUGUAGACACGCAGCUCUUUCGUCGUUGGUUCUUUUGCUUGUGCUAAUGCGAUUUGGCGUCUAGGACACGCGUGACCCCGCACUGCCAUGCUUGCGUUGCAAGCUGAUGGAGUUUUAUCGUGCUUCGGCGCGGAUUAUACCCUUUUUCGUCAUGUUUGUGUGUUUGCGUGUGGUGGGCUAGUGCGAGGUUGGGAUAGGUUGGGGGAGUCCAGGUGGUAGACGUUAUGUCUCAUGAUGUAUUUGAAUUAAUGAUAUGAUUAUGCU